This is a messenger RNA of Nycticebus coucang (slow loris), 174 nucleotides long. RefSeq names its product keratin-associated protein 19-9b-like. NCBI's taxonomy places the organism in Eukaryota, Metazoa, Chordata, Mammalia, Primates, Lorisidae. The record is from RefSeq and is a predicted model, not a curated record. The coding region runs from base 1 to 174 and encodes 57 amino acids. The transcript has a single exon.
AUGAGCUACUACUACGGCAACUACUAUGGUGGCCUUGGCUAUGGUCUUGGUGGCUUCGGUGGCCUGGGCUAUGGCUAUGGCUCCAGCUAUGGCCUUGGAGGCUAUGGUGGCUAUGGCUAUGGCUAUUUCCAUCCCUCUUUCUAUGGAAGAUACUGGUCCUCUGGAUUUUACUGA